Molecule: messenger RNA, 2095 nt
Organism: Neltuma alba
Lineage: Eukaryota; Viridiplantae; Streptophyta; Magnoliopsida; Fabales; Fabaceae
Exons: 3
Coding region: 721-1842 (373 amino acids)
Source: RefSeq, a predicted model, not a curated record
GCCUCCGUCUACGUGCUCUCAAAGCCUCAUCUGCUUGCCCGGCCUGGUCAAAGAAAUAAAGAAACGGAACAACGCAUUAUUUUCUUGCUUUCGAUUCGGAACAGAAAGUUAAAGGGAAGAAAAAGCACUCAAUUAGCUAUUUGCCUCGUUCUCAUCCUUAUUUCCAUCUUUACUCGGGGCCGCUUGCCCUUUUUAUCUCUUUUUCCGGCGCCUAUCUGGGAUUCGUUUUUAUGGAUUCCCCCUUUUCUCUUUUGGGUAAUCCUUCUUUUCUUUGAUCCAACUCCCUUCUGCUUUUGCUCACUAUUCUUGUUUUCUGUUUCCCGGCUCUUCAAGGUUUCUUGAUAUACGAUGGACUGAAUUUUAUUUGCAGCAUCCAUUCGUGUAUUUAGUAUUUCACGUUGAGUCUUCAUUCCAUGUUCAAUUUCUGAGGCAAGUUUCGGUGAGAGAGGGGGGUAAAUUUCUGAACCAUGUAUUUUAAUUAACAACCCUUAUAAGUCUCCAAUCGAAGCCAGGAUUCAGGUGGAUCGACCCAACUGAUCGGCUGCAUGUCAUUGAUUUUGGGUUGUUAGGUUCUCUGUCCGAAUAUUAAAGUCCUCCUCAACAAAAGCUUGAUUCCACUACUGCCAAUCUUGCACAGUUAUGUUUGGUAAAAGUUUACCCAUCUUUCUGUUUACUUGAUGCGACACUUUUGUUGGUACCACAGGUUAAACUGACGCAGGCAUGGCUCUUGACGGAAGAGUUAACCCAGAUUGUUCAUAUGCGGCAAAUCCAUACCAUGAAUGCACUGAAACUUGCUUGAGAAAGAUCAGGGAGGCCCCGCCACAGAACAAUAAAAAGAGUUCAGGAGUCAUUCCUUUGAAGUUUGGAUGGAAAAAGAAGCUAGAUUCCAAGCCACAACCUCCUGUUAUAGACAGAACUCCAGCUUCGAAAGUCAGGGCAAGUUAUCCCUCUGAAAAGAAAAAGGCGGAGACAAAAUCCAAUGAGCGCAUUUCUUCUGAGCCAGUUUCUACAAAAAAACAUAUCCAAGAUGUGAUGCCUAUCUAUCAAAAAGAUCAAGCAAAGGAUGGAGUUGAGCAGUUUGGCAAUAAUCACACCCAAACAAAUCAAGAAGAUGAAAGAAAAGCUCUGGAUAAAGUUGUUCCAUGUGCCUAUGCUGAUGAUACAGGCGAACGUCUUUCUGCUUCAGCUGGUAGGUUAUUGGAUUUUAGUUUCUCAGGUGUUAGUCUGACUAACGGUGAUGAAGAUAGCGAGGGAGAGACGGAGUCUGUUGCUUCUGAACCCCGUCUUCCUGUCGGAGGGUACCGUGUAAGGGAAAGCUAUGCUCCUAUUUUGCGCUCUAUUCUAAACAAGUAUGAGGAUAUAGGAGAGAGCGUUCAAUUAGAAUCAGCUGUCAUGCGCACAUAUUACAUGGAAUGUGUAUGCUUUGUUGUGCGAGAGUUACAGACCACCUCAAUAACGGAGUUCACAAAAUCCAAAGUCAAAGAACUGAUGGCUAUCCUUAAGGAUGUCGAAUCUGCUCAAAUUCAAGUAGCCUGGUUGCGAAGCAUACUCAAUGAAGUUGCUGAAUAUAUUGAACUGAUCAAUAGGCAUCAAGCCACGGAGAUGGCCAAGGCCCACUCUGACAGUGAAAUAGAAUCAUUGAGGGAGGAGCUUGAAUCAGAAUCGAAAACAUUGGCUCAGAAAGAGCAGGAGGUUGCUGCUAUCAAAAACCGAAUUGCUGAGACCCGAGAUCGGUUGAGGGAGCUGGAGUUGAGGUCUUGUGAAUUGGACAAGAGCAUGUCGAUGAUCAAGUCCAAGGUUGAUAGUCUGGAUGGCAGAUCCUUGAUCGAAGAUCUAUUGUAGUAGAAAUUGCAUAUGAAUCGUGUUUGAUUGCGUUGGACUGGUAGAUCAUUAAUGAAUCAUAGGACGCAUGUAAGCGCUAUUUUGCAGUUGGUCAAACGCAUGAUUUACGCGUUUAGGUAAUAUUGUAAGAUUUUCACGUUAUAUUGGGGGUGAUUGCCGUGGGGUCAAUCAGUAAUCACGUAGAUAUGGUUUGAAUUUGGCGUAGUAUUUGUAAAACUAGAUUGAAUAAUAUAGGCUACUUAAGUGUUUCUUA